Penicillium coprophilum is the source of this 801-nucleotide messenger RNA. RefSeq lists its product as uncharacterized. The transcript is spliced from 2 exons. NCBI's taxonomy places the organism in Eukaryota, Fungi, Ascomycota, Eurotiomycetes, Eurotiales, Aspergillaceae. The coding region runs from base 1 to 801 and encodes 266 amino acids. The record is from RefSeq and is a predicted model, not a curated record.
AUGGCAAUCUUCGAUACAGAGAAACGCCCUCGUGGCCUUCGGGUGCCUUCUCUCGCAGGACUCAAGUCUUCAGCAGCCAAAUCGCAAUUCUCCUUCAAGAAAUCCGAUUCGCCGUCCGAGUCGAAACCGACAGCCUUCCCUGCUCCUCCACCACCAAAGCCGGCCCCUCCGCCGGACAAGGAACUCCCCCUUCCCCCGAAUCAGGAAACACGAAACGCAUCCAACAACCCAUACUUCCCUCCGAUCCCAGUCCCAGAACGACGCCCAAUUGAACGGGUCCCCGUCCCAACGCAAUCUCCUCCCUCUCGCACGACCGCCAACUCCAGUGACCCCGUCUCCCCCCAAGCGUCGACUCUAGUCCAGGCUCCGGCUUCAGCUCCUCCAGUUUCAAUCCCAGUGUCAGCACCUGCUCCUGCGCCUGCUCCGAUUCCAGCAAAUGAGCCCAACUCUCCCCAACUGGAAGACUUUAUCCCAACUCCGGACAGCGUUGAACCGCCACUAGCAGUACCAGAACUGUCGCGCGAAGAGCUAGCCCCCUCGCCAUUCGUCCCACCGGAUGUUGAACCCGUGGCGCCGAGUUUGAACGAGAUACACCUCACAUGCUACCAGCAGCAUCGUGCUAUGCCCGUGGCACAGAACACGUGGUGUCCGAUUCCGUGCAUGACCUGUCAAAAAUUUGACUUGGAGAUCCGUCACCGCUGUGUGUUUUGCUGUCUGCGCAUUUGCGAAUCUUGCUAUCAGACCUUGCAGAAAUGCAAGAAUCGCUCGGUGGAAGAGCUGGUUGAUCGAAUCGCUGUCUGA